Messenger RNA from Rana temporaria (common frog), 2338 nucleotides. RefSeq names its product ankyrin repeat and SOCS box protein 10-like. The record is from RefSeq and is a predicted model, not a curated record. Gene Ontology annotation, cellular component: synapse; axon initial segment; membrane. Gene Ontology annotation, molecular function: transmembrane transporter binding. Gene Ontology annotation, biological process: intracellular signal transduction; neuronal action potential; negative regulation of delayed rectifier potassium channel activity. The transcript is spliced from 6 exons. Lineage: Eukaryota; Metazoa; Chordata; Amphibia; Anura; Ranidae. Bases 557 to 1933 code for a protein of 458 amino acids.
CCCGCAGCAAUGCACACCGAGGAGCUGACCGAGCCGGAGGCCGGACACUGAACUGUGAUAAACACAGCCAGAGACCAUAGAGACGGGACCCUCCACCAGAGACCAUAGAGACGGGACCCUCCACCAGAGACCAUAGAGACGGGACCCUCCACCAGAGACCAUAGAGACGGGACCCUCCACCAGAGACCAUAGAGACGGGACCCUCCACCAGAGACCAUAGAGACGGGACCCUCCACCAGAGACCAUAGAGACGGGACCCUCCACCAGAGACCAUAGAGACGGGACCCUGAACCAGAGACCAUAGAGACGGGACCCUGAACCAGAGACUGACUGGUGGCGGACAGAGGCUAGUCGGGUGUGACUAGUGGCCGGACAGAGGCUAGUCGGGUGUGACUAGUGACGGGACAGAGGCUAGUCGGGUGUGACUAGUGGCGGGACAGAGGCUAGUCGGGUGUGACUAGUGGCCAGGAAGAUCCAUAGUAAAUAUAUUGACACUUUAGUGAGGUCCGGGGGGGGGGGGGGUAAAAAGUGACCACUUUCUGAAGCCCUCCCCAUAAUGUCGCUCUCUUUCCCCUUCUCGAGUGGAGCUUUACGUUCUCUGCAGCUGGAGGCGGAGGAGCAGGAAAGGUGGGAGAAAAGGAAAAAACUUAGCAGGGUAGCUCGGAGACCCUCGGUGAAUGCUCGCCGUUUAGUGAAAGCUCCUCCCCAACUGACCUCGGUGUGUACUGACCCCCUCUUCCACCAAGCCAUCUUCACUGGUGACCUGGCCACCUUGCAAGUUUACAUGGAGGCAAAGGCCUCUGCCAACGUCCUUGUUCCUUCCAGGAAUCACGACCUCCGCUGGAACUGCCAGCAGGCUGGAAUCUGGUCUUUGACUUAUGAAGAGGAAUAUACUUGCCCCCUCUAUGUGACUGCUAGUCGUGGUUACUCCGACUGCCUCCAGCUCCUCCUCAAGAAGGGGGCUGAAGUGGACUUUUCCCCCAGUGGGGAGAGCGCCUUACAUGGAGCCUGCCAAAAUGGCCACAGCGAAUGUGUGAGGCUUCUACUGAGACACGGCGCCAAUCCCAACAUGGAAUCCCAAAACGGGACUUUCCCUCUCCAUCACUGCCAGAAGCCGGAGUCCUACCACUGCGCCAAGCUUCUUCUCCAAUAUGGCGCCCAUGUGAACCGGCAGACGGAGGACGAGGAGUUCACCCCUCUCCAUGUGGCAGCUCAGCAUGGGUUGCUGGAACACGUUGACCUUUACCUGCGUCAUGGAGCCGCUGUCGAUAAGAGAAGUAUAAAUGGGGAGACCCCACUGAGUGUUGCGUGUAGUCAUCCUCAGGGACCCCAGGAUUUGGACAGGUACUUCCAGGUGUGUCAGAAUCUCAUACAGCAUGGAGCGGACAUCCUCAGCCGGGACAAGGACCAGCAGAACCCUCUACACUUGGCCUGUAAAAGUGCCAAUCCUCAGGUGGUGGAGCUGCUCUUGGAGAAGGGGGCCGAGGUCAACACCAUGAGCUAUAGUGGAAACACCGCCAUGCAGAACAUUCUCCAGGUGACCUCAUACAAGCUUCAGAACCAACCAGAACUCAUUGUGCGGGCACUGCUGAAUCAUGGGGCCGUUCGGGUGUGGCCAGGAUCCCUCAUCAAGGUUCUGCGUUAUUGUUACACGUCUCCGCGGACGGUGGAAGUUCUGCUGAACACGUACAGUAAGCUGCGAGGGACAGAAGACUGGGCCGAGGUGGUACCAGAAGAAGAACAACAGAAACAUCUCCAGUUCUUCCAGUCGGUCUUCUCGCUGUCCCGCAGUCCGCGUUCUCUUCAGCAUCUCUGUCGCUGUGCUCUGCGCUCACACCUGGAGGGCCGGAUGCCUCGGGUUCUGCCCAAGCUGCCUUUACCACCUCCGAUCCUACAGUUCCUACAGCUUCACUUCGAGGACAUCCUGUACUGAGAAAUCCGACUCCUUCCCACUCAUGGAAUGACAUUUUGCUGCUUUCUGUAUCUCUCCACAAGAUGGCGACACUGAUCCUCCGACUUCACUGGCCCAGAACUCCUCAUGAGAAGGAUCAGCAUGACAGCCAGGCAACGAGCAUUUCCUUAUUCCUCAAUCUCCGUCCUCCCUUUCUUCCAUUGUUACCCUUCUCCUCUGCUGCGGAUAGAAUGACUGCCCUGCCCCCCCCAUAUCCUCCCGCAAACCCCCCCAUUCUCCCGAAGGGCCCCCAUGAUUCUGCAGUGCCUCCCACUUUCCUGCAUAGUCCCCCCAACCUCCUGCAAAACUUCCUGCAGAGUCCCCUAUCCUCCUGCAGGGCCCCACCCCCAUGCUCCUGCUGAACCCCCAAUCCUCCUGAAGGGCCCC